AAUUUACCUUAGACGAAGUCAAAUAAUUUAUCAACAUCUUUCCAUCUCACUUAUCAAGGCCUCAUUAAUUUGCUGGUCUUGCCAUUUCCUUUCAAUAUCCAAACAUGUCAUCACUUUAUAAUCUCGAGCCUCAACCUACCGCUUCAUGUAUUCUCCAUACCACCUCCGGCGAUAUCUCUCUCGAGCUUUGGGCGCAACAAGUCCCCUUAGCAUGUCGUAAUUUUCUGCAACAUUGUCUUGAUGGUUACUAUGACAAUACUAUCUUUCAUCGAUUGGUACCGGGCUUCAUUCUACAAGGUGGUGAUCCUACUGGUACUGGAUCCGGUGGAGAAUCUAUCUAUGAUGGCGGCGAAUUUUCAGAAGAAAAUGGUAUAUGGCCUAUGGAAGAGCGAAAAGGCCAAAAUGCGGGACCGAGAGGAGUGGGAUUUAAGGAUGAAUUUCAUAGUAGGAUAAAGUACAAUAGGAGAGGAUUGUUGGGUAUGGCAAAUGAAGGGAGGGAUACGAAUGGGAGUCAGUUUUUUCUGACUUUGGGUGACACUCCGGAGUUGACGGGGAAGAAUACUCUGUUUGGUCGUGUGGAGGGAGAAACGAUUUACAACUUGGCGAGGAUGGGAGAGGCGGAGUGUGGUGAUGGGGAGAGACCGUUGUAUCCUACGAAAAUUACAGGGGUGGAAAUUUUGGUUAAUCCGUUUAAGGAUAUGGUUAGGAGGGAGAGGGUCGCAAAAAUUGCGAUGCCUGAGAAGAAGGCUCCGGAGAAAAAAAAGAAGCGGAAGGCUGGAAAACAAUUGUUGAGUUUCGGGGACGAUGGGGAGGAGGGUGUGGAGGAACCGGUGGUUAAGAAAAAGGCGAAGUUUGAUACGAGGAUUGUAAUGGAUGAUGAAAAUCUAGAUAUUGAACCCGAACCAGAACUCAAGGCCAAACCCGCGUCGAAAAAGAAAGCACCAAAAUCACGAUCAUCAGAAUCUCCUAAAUCAUCGCCAGAACCAGAAGAGAGAGCAGCUCCUAAAUCUCUGCCUAAUAGAGCCGCAAAAUUUGAUCGAGAUAUUUCCUCCUCUCCAGAACCUCAAGUCCAAAAGGUAACGUCUUUGCUAGAUCGAACAAAUGCACAAAUUGCAGAACUCAAAGCAUCCAUGAAACGAAACGUUCAAACAGCCUCUGAGCCUGAAAAGAAGAAAUCUGCGUUGGAAGCAAUGAUACCAGCAACAUCUGUCCGCGGACGAAAACGUAAUGCGAAUGGAAAGUCAAAUACAAGUAACGAUCAAGCAUCCCUAGAUAUCCUACGAGCAUUUCGAGAAAAGUUAGAAGCUGCCCCGCCUGAAAAAGAAGUGGCUAAACCUGCAUCACACGAAGAUGCUGAAGCCAAGCCCGGUGAAAAUGGAACAGCCGAUGACGAAGAAGCUGCAUUAUGUGAUUUACACUUCAUCGCGAAUUGUCAGUCUUGUCAAUCAUGGGAAGUGCAAGGGGAAGAAGAAGAGGACGACGAUUUUAAUGAUAAGGGAUGGAUGUCACAUGCGUUAAGUUUCAAGGAAGAUAAAUUAGGCAAGGAUCUUAGUUAUAGGAAGAAAGCCGAGGAGGAGUUAGUGGUUAUUGAUCCUAGAGAGAAAGCUAAAACGCUGAAGGAGGAAAUGAAGGCGAAGAGGGAAGCGAAGGCUGGAGGUUCAACGGGGAGGGAAUGGGAUAUUAAGAGGAAUGAGAAAUUGGCGAGGGGAUCGGCGUUGGCGGGGAGAGGAGCUAAAUAGUUGAUUGGGAUUGGGAGUUGUUUGGUGGGCGUUGCUUUGAUACCCGGAGUAGUAAGUGAGAGGUUUAAUGGCGAUGAUGAUGAGAGAUGUGAUCCAUGGGUAUAUGAUCCAUACCUUAGCCUCCGGAGUAGUAGAGCGGGAAAAUGCUGUCGGUUAUGAUAGGAGAGUUGGAAUUAAUUAUAGUAUAUCCUCCUUUCCAUGCGCCACCCAGUGUGUUUGGCGGAUUUGCAAUUGGGUGUGUGGAUUUUGAGGUUGAGGCUGAGAUUAAUCGCAGGGUGUUGAUUGUUAUCUACUUGGUUAAUCGGUGAUGGGUGUUGGGUUGUUACGUUGUUAGGGGAGUUGUGGGUUGUGGGUUGUGAAUAGUAGAUAGUAGAUAGUUGUCAAUAU
Messenger RNA from Sclerotinia trifoliorum, 2126 nucleotides. The record is from the annotation of a GenBank genome assembly. NCBI's taxonomy places the organism in Eukaryota, Fungi, Ascomycota, Leotiomycetes, Helotiales, Sclerotiniaceae.